Molecule: messenger RNA, 906 nt
Organism: Lithohypha guttulata
Lineage: Eukaryota; Fungi; Ascomycota; Eurotiomycetes; Chaetothyriales; Trichomeriaceae
Gene: YHM1
Product: high copy suppressor of abf2
Exons: 3
Coding region: 1-906 (301 amino acids)
Cellular component (GO): mitochondrion
Molecular function (GO): guanine nucleotide transmembrane transporter activity
Source: RefSeq, a predicted model, not a curated record
AUGGCUCCAGGAGGAACAGCAGAGUUCAAGAGGGAGUCGGGUGUGGCUCGACUUCUGGGCUCAGGCUCCGCCGGCAUUGCAGAACUGGCUGUCUUCCAUCCUGUGGACACGAUAGCAAAGCGAUUGAUGUCGAAUUCAACGAAAAUUACAUCCGUUCCAGCGUUCAACGCAGUCAUCUUCAGACAAUACGCCGAUGCGCCUCUCGGCACGAAAUUCACCUCACUCUUUCCAGGACUGGGCUAUGCAGCUGGUUACAAAGUCCUUCAGAGGAUAUACAAGUAUGGUGGUCAGCCUUUCGUUCGAGACUACCUCACUCAACACCAUCAACAAACCUUCGAUAGCACUUUUGGAAAAGGCACUGGAAAAGCUAUGCUUAACGCUACUGCAGGCUCGCUCAUCGGUAUCGGCGAAAUUGUACUUCUUCCUCUCGAUGUCCUUAAAAUAAAACGUCAGACCAACCCAGAGGCCUUUCGAAAUCGUGGCUUUUUCAAAAUCAUAUCUGAUGAAGGUAUGGGAUUAUAUCGUGGUGCAGGAUGGACAGCAGCACGAAAUGCGCCUGGUUCAUUUGCGCUGUUCGGUGGUUCAGCCUGGGCGAAAGAGAGCAUCUUCAAACUGGAGGACUACAACAAGGCAUCCUGGUCACAAAAUUUCGUUGCAUCGGUGGUUGGUGCAUCCGCGUCGUUGAUCGUCUCGGCACCACUGGACGUGAUCAAGACGAGAAUUCAAAACAGGAACUUCGAGGAUCCCAGGUCUGGGUUCAAGAUCGUCGGGGAUAUGAUGAGACAAGAAGGCAUAACCAGUUUCUUCAAGGGUUUGACGCCGAAGAUGUUGAUGACAGGGCCCAAGCUGGUAUUCAGUUUCUGGUUAGCACAGACAUUGAUUCCAGCAUUUGGCAAGAUUGUCUAG